UUGGACCGUUGUUGAUCGGCCCAUUAGGCCCCGAAAAUGGUGGCGAGGCUCCGUGGCGGAGAAGCGGCGGCUGUACGGCCUGUUAUUAUUCUCAGAACCCCUCAAAAGCCCUAGCGUUCCGAUUCCGCCGGCGGAGAAUGGCGGACGACGUUCGGUUCGUCUCUUCCUCCAUCAAAGUCCCGCCUUUCUCGCCAUUGUUCGAAUCCCAGUCCCACGCUGGCUCCCAUUCCCUGCUCUCUUCGAUUCAGCUCAAAUCGCGUUGUAGAUUCGCCAUCCUGCCGUUUAACAUCAAUUUCAACUUGAGGUUCAAUCCCCUGCCGGCCAAUUUCAUUUCCGAAUUCGUCAGAAACCCGCCGUUUUUCCGUCACAAUAUCAAGAGUCGAUUGCAUAACAGAUUGUUAAUGAAGGCCCCGCUCUUUUGCUCCGCUACGUUAGCUCUAGCUCUGUCGGAUGGGGAGCCUAGGAGUGAGUCGAAGCAGUCGAAAGGAGGUGAGGAAUCGGACGCGUUGGUUGAGUACAAAGGUGAUGACUCGGGGAGUGUUGCUCAGUCGAAGACUGUGAGUAGCAGCCGUGUGGCGGAGGAAGAGAGGGUUCUGAUAAGCGAAGUGUUGGUUAGGAAUAAGGAUGGAGAGGAAUUGGAGAGGAAGGACUUGGAAGCCGAGGCAUUGACUGCGUUGAAAGCUUCUCGUGCGAAUUCUGCACUGACGGUGCGCGAGGUGAAGGAAGAUGUGCACAGGAUUAUUGCCAGUGGGUAUUUCAUGUCUUGUAUGCCAGUUGCGGUGGACACCCGCGAUGGCAUCCGCUUGAUAUUUCAGGUAGAACCAAACCAAGAGUUUCGGGGAUUGGUGUGUGAAGGUGCUAAUGUUCUUCCAGCAAAGUUUGUGGAGGAUGCUUUUCGGGAUGGAUAUGGCAAGGUGGUUAACAUCAGGCAUCUGGAUGAAAUAAUAAAAUCAAUCGAUGGUUGGUACAUGGAACGGGGCCUUUUUGGCAUGGUUUCUGGUGUGGAUAUUCUUUCUGGGGGUAUUGUUAAAUUACAAGUUUCAGAAGCAGAGGUUAAUAAUAUAACCAUACGUUUCCUUGAUAAGACCGGUGAGCCAACAGUUGGAAAAACAAGGCCACAAACUAUUCUCAGGCAACUUACGACCAAGAAGGGACAGGUAUACAGUAUGAUUCAGGGGAAAAGAGAUGCUGAUACUGUACUAGCAAUGGGUGUCAUGGACGAUGUUAGUAUUAUUCCUCAGCCUGCUAGUGACACUGGCAAGGUGGAUUUGACUAUGAAUGUUGUUGAACGUAAGAGCGGCGGGGGAAUUUCCGGAGGUGGUGGGAUAUCUAGUGGAAUAACCAGUGGACCUUUAGCAGGACUAAUUGGGAGCAUUGCUAUAUAUCAUAAAAACCUCUUCGGACGAAACCAGAAACUUAAUCUAUCAUUGGAGAGGGGGCAAAUUGAUUCCAUAUUUAAGCUGAACUACACGGAUCCUUGGAUUGAAGGAGAUGAUAAAAGGACAUCUAGAUCAAUCAUGAUACAGAAUUCCAGAACACCAGGGACACUUGUUCAUGGCAACCAGCCAGAUAACAAUCAUCUUACAAUUGGAUGCAUUACAGCCGGGAUCGAGUACAGUAGGCCACUUAGGCCAAAGUGGAACGGAACAGCUGGACUUAUAUUUCAACGGGCGGGUGCUCAUGACGAAAAGGGCAAUCCCGUUAUAAGAGACUUCUUUGGCAGUCCUCUCACUGCAAGUGGCAACACCCACGAUGAUAUGUUACUGGCUAAACUUGAGAGUGUCUACAGCAGCUCCGGUGACCCUGGUUCUUCGAUGUUUGUGUUCAAUAUGGAUCAGGGGAUCCCCGUCUCUCCAGAGUGGUUGGUUUUCAAUAGAGUUAAUGCCCGUGCUAGACAGAUCGUAGCGCUUGGACCUGCACGAUUCCUUGUAUGUUUGUCUGGUGGUCAUGUACAUGGUAAGUUUCCGCCCCAUGAAGCAUUUCCAAUCGGCGGAACCAACAGUGUAAGGGGCUACGAGGAAGGCGCAGUUGGCUCUGGUGGAUCCUAUUUGGUUGGAAGUGGAGAAAUAUCAUUUCCGGUGAUUGGGCCGCUAGAAGGGGCUGUCUUCGCCGACUAUGGAACUGAUAUCGGUUCAGGAUCAGCUGUUCCAGGUGAUCCCGCCGGGGCAAGAAAUAAGCCCGGCAGCGGGUAUGGAUAUGGGGUUGGCAUCCGCCUCGACUCUCCUCUGGGGCCACUUAGACUCGAAUACGCCUUCAAUGAUCAACGAACUGGUAGAUUUCACUUCGGGAUCGGCCUCCGUAAUUAAGAGACCUUGCGUUUAUAGUGUUCUUUUGACAGAUAGAGUAGAGUUCCUUCCCCAGUCAAGAUAUUUUUCUCAUUGCUUUUCUUGCGAAGUUUUGCAUCCGUUCCUACAAUUAGAAUCAUGUUGGGUGUGUUUGUUGGUUUGUGGAUUUGAUCUUUGUUUGGGGUUUUAUGAAUAAUAAAAUUUUGAAUUUAAA
Messenger RNA from Andrographis paniculata, 2499 nucleotides. Its product is annotated as outer envelope protein 80, chloroplastic. Gene Ontology annotation, cellular component: outer membrane. The transcript is spliced from 16 exons. NCBI's taxonomy places the organism in Eukaryota, Viridiplantae, Streptophyta, Magnoliopsida, Lamiales, Acanthaceae. The record is from RefSeq and is a predicted model, not a curated record. Gene Ontology annotation, biological process: chloroplast organization; embryo development ending in seed dormancy. The coding region runs from base 138 to 2306 and encodes 722 amino acids.